AUGACCGCGAUCAGUGGACAUUCCGGCAAAGGUCUUGGAAAGCGACUCUCGAAACGUCACAAGAAGUACAGAAGCGAGCCAAUUCAAGGAAUCACGAAACCAGCGAUACGUCGACUUGCCCGACGUGCCGGCGUGAAACGCAUCUCCGGCCUCAUCUAUGCAGAGACUCGUGAUGUGCUUCGGACAUUUCUGGCAUGUGUGAUUAGAGACGCUGUGACGUACUGUGAGCACGCUAAACGCAAUACCGUAACCGCUAUGGACGUUGUCUAUGCGCUUAAGAGACAAGGACGUACGCUGUACGGUUUUGGAGGAUGA
Messenger RNA from Necator americanus (New World hookworm), 315 nucleotides. RefSeq lists its product as uncharacterized. The transcript has a single exon. The record is from RefSeq and is a predicted model, not a curated record. Gene Ontology annotation, biological process: nucleosome assembly. Bases 1 to 315 code for a protein of 104 amino acids. Gene Ontology annotation, molecular function: DNA binding; structural constituent of chromatin; protein heterodimerization activity. Lineage: Eukaryota; Metazoa; Nematoda; Chromadorea; Rhabditida; Ancylostomatidae.